GAGGUAUAUCCGAACCACAUUCAAGAGAACAUUAAAUGGACAGAUGUCAAAUUAGACUGCGCACCCGCGACAUUACUCUAACCGUCUCUGGCGCGUGUUCUAUAUAUGACAACUGCGGUCAGAUCAGACCCACAAUUUGUGCGUCCCGGUCCGCCAUCCCUGUCCUCAUGGACGGUCAUUACAGUCUGUUGGCGCGGCCAGACCCGCGACCCCGUAAUUUCCCCUCUUGGUCCUCCGAGCUGCUCGACGCUCGUCUUUCCACAUUUUGCGAGACGUUCAUGUUUCUGUCUCUGCAUCUUCUCGUCUUCGCCCGUGAAUUCAGAUAGCUACCACCCGAAAUCCGCUCAAACCCUCAACCAGACGUUGCAAAGCGCAACAUUCUUGCAGUAAGACACCUCAAUCCCCUAUUUACUUCCUUCAUCCCAUCAAGAGAGCUGCUGGCGGUCGACAGCUGCGGCAACCGCUUGCGGGCGCCGCCAUCUUGGCCCGGCGCGGACCCUCUGCCGGUGACCCAGCGGCGGCGGCGGCGGCGGCGGCGGCCGGCUCCAGUCGGUGUCGGGCGGCCGCGAAGUCGGGACGGCUGUGUUCCUCGCGAGCGGAAGGCUCAUGCAGACGCGGUAGGGAGGCGUCGUGUUCAGACUGUGCUCCUGCUGCCGCUCUUGGCGGGGUGUCAGGACGACUGACAGCUGAGUUCGACCGCUGGUGAUCAGGUGUAUCCUGUACUAUCGUCUACAAAAUGGCCUCCGCUUCAACUCGACACGUCGUUCUUCUGUCCCUGGCAAUAGGGUUGUGUGCCGCUCAGUACAACCCAGCUCCGGUCAGCCGGCCGGCCAACAUGCCAGAGAUAUCCAACCUAGAGGUCAUGUGCGGCAAAGAUCACAUGACCGUCCAGCUCGGCUUCGUCGGCCCAUUCCAGGGCCUGGUCUUCUCAAAGGGUCAGUUCAACAGUCCCAACUGUGUGUAUGUGAAGCCAUACACCGGUCUCGGGGCCUACACGUUCGACAUCUACUACAACAAGUGCGGCACCAAGCCCGACCUCAAUGGCAAGUUCUACGAGAAUACCAUCAUCGUCCAGUACGACAACGAACUCAUAGAGGUGUGGGAUGAGGCGAAACGUCUCCGCUGCGAGUGGUACAACGACUACGAGAAGACGGCCACCAAGCCGCCCGUGGUCAUCGCUGACCUCGAGGUCAUCGAGCUCAACUUCCGAGGAGACAAUGUUGACUGCUGGAUGGAGAUCCAGGAUGGCAAAGGACCCUGGGCCAGCCCUGUGACCGGCAUUGUGCCGCUAGGAUCCACACUGACCAUGGUUGUGGCUAUCAAUGAUCCAAACGCCGAGUUCGACAUGCGAGUGAAGGAGUGUGAGGCCUCUGACGGGAAGGGUCGUCCCAUCUACCUCUCUGACGAGAACGGCUGCGUGCUGCGCCCAAAGAUGAUCAGCAAGUUCAUGAAACUACGCAGCAACGACGGCCGAUCCACAGUCAUCACGUACGCCCACUUCCACGCCUUCAAGUUCCCCGACAGCAUGUACGUCCACCUCAAGUGCAAGGUCGAGAUCUGCCGCUACGGGUGCCCGGACCACUGCCAGAAGGCUGUGGCCGGAGGUUACGCUGCUCCUUCUGCAGUUUCUGCCCAGUACGCGGCCCCCGAGGCGCGUGGGUACGAGGAGGGUGGUCUGCCCGCCGCCUCUCAGUACUCUCCUGUGGUGUCAAACUCGCUGGACGAGGCGGCACCGAGUGCCGAGGAGCAGGCACCGGUGGUGGUGCAGGCUGAGCUGGCCGAAGAUUACGACUCACCGUCAGCGCCAGUCGCCGAGCAGCUCCAGCAGAGCGCUCCGGCCGCCGCCCAGGACUUGGAGAACUACUCCCCUCCUCCGCCGGCCGCCGACGAGCCGGUCUUGGCCGUACCGCAGCCAGCCGCGCGGCCAGGACCCAAGUUCCGCGCACCUCCGCGCCGCCGUCGGCCGCAGCAGCAGCGGAGACGUCCGGGACCGCGCCGGCCGCUCCACAAGCGUGUCGACCUGGCUCGUCCCGCCGGCAGCGGUCAGACGAUCCGCGCUAUCCCGCUGCCUCUGCCCCCUCGCGGAGGCGUCAACCGCCAGAACAUGCCGGAAGAGCUGCCGCAGCUGCCGGAACAUCUCCAGCCGGUGCUGUACGCUCCCAGCACCCAGGACGUCAUCGGCAAACCCGAGGCGAUCCCAGUGCCCUUCGAGACAGACGGACGUCAUGCCGCCUCAGGCGCCACCGGUGACGGAGAGCAGACCUCAGACGCCGGUCUGGGCGGCAUCGACCGCUCCGAGUUCCCCUGGGGACCACGGCAGCUCAAGAUCCGACGGAAACGCUUCGUCGUGGACGAGCCAGAGGCGAAGGCGACCGACAUCGGCGUCGGAUCGCUGCUCGAGGUUAUCUCUGAGAAUGACCUCCAGUUCGAGCCGACCUACGAGGACAACCAACGAGUGACCAUCUUCCAGGGUCAGAUCCGGGACGACAUUGUGUACGGCAUCUGUCUGCCGGCGGCCGGCUUCUCGGCGCUGUUUGUGCUGCUGGCUAUGUGCGCCGUUAUCUCGGUGCUGGUGGCUGGCUUCCUCUGCCAGCACCGACAGAUGCAGAAGGACUCGAACCGGCAGCCGGCGGCGGUGCCGCUCCGCGACUGGAGCAUGGUGCACUUCCUCCGGCAGCGCUUCCAUCCGGCGCAAUGAGUGGGUGUUGACGCUGACGUUCUAAAACGACACGUGCGCGGAGACGCUCGUGGACUUUAACCGCAGCGCCACCUACCCUCCUGCAGCUCUCGCUCCUGGCGGAGGAGGCUGAGAGGCCAGAGACGCUCACGCGCAGAGCGGUGGCGUACUAGCGGCCCGCGCAGGCCUCCUCUGCGGAAACUGUGGAUGUGGCUCUCUCGCAGCGUCUCUAACAAACGUGAUGAGCGUCCUGCGUAGAGACUAUGCCGAGACCACUGCAGCGUGGUUUGAAAUGCCACCUUGCCCGCCGCGUGAGAGACCAACGCCAGUGACGUGACAGACUGAAACAUUCUACAAGUGUUCGCAGCUAGAAAGCGAACAUCUAAGUGGAGGACAAAGUGGCCUGCUCACUCGCUGAUUGGCUAGGACAAGCCCACCCCGCUUGUUUUAGCCAAUCAGCGCCUAAAGGCUCGGGUAAUGUUGAACGUUCUGUGAACAUUGCUUCAGGAUGCCUUUGGGAAAGGGUAGUAGCCGCAAGGACUAAUCUAGGUUGAGUGACAUCGCAUGCAAGUGAACGAUUUGAGCAUAUGUGAUUCGUGUAGACUGUAGGCUUUGUGAGCUUUGAUCAUGUAAAAGCAUUGGAAAACCUGGAUGCGUUUCGAUAGCAAAUUACUAGGGUAAUAGUCUAUCUUCGGCUACUCGUAUUGCUCGUCAAAGUUGCAAUGCUUGCUAAAUUCCCAACGACUCAGAAGAAGAUAAUAUACUCAUCUUAGGUCUAUUUUGCGAUAUUUAUGAUUCAAUGUUAUUUAUUAUGUUAUUACGACAUUGUGUAUGUGUGAUUGUUAUAACGGUGGGCCCGGCGUGACUUGACGUGGAUAUGUAUUGUCCGUCCACGGUUGGCGUUCUGCCAAGAGACGAUUCGGGCGCCAUUUUGUUUUGGUGACGAGAACCCUGUGGCGUGACGCGCUCGAUGUGUGAAGGACUCUGAUAAUUUGCUCAAUUGUUUGCUUUACAUCCAAGCUGACAGAGCCUGGCAUACUGCGUGCUUCACCAAUCAGUAGGCAUUAUCUGGCGCACUAACUGAGCGAAACCUAGGAAAUGCCACAUUCUUGUCCCUUCGCUGUUACUCGUUGGACAUUUUGUUGUCUGUUAUUGUCAGGUUUUCUGCGCGAUUCGAUGUUUCUCCUGUUGUCUGUUCUUACUUAACUAUUUAUUGACGCGUAAUAAACAAUAACCUGGUGAA
Amphibalanus amphitrite is the source of this 3920-nucleotide messenger RNA. RefSeq lists its product as uncharacterized. The transcript has 7 exons. Bases 737 to 2698 code for a protein of 653 amino acids. Lineage: Eukaryota; Metazoa; Arthropoda; Thecostraca; Balanomorpha; Balanidae. The record is from RefSeq and is a predicted model, not a curated record.